AUGGGUGAGCUUGUAAAUGCUGCAAGAACAUUAGGUGAAACGGGGAAUUUUGUAGAUGGUUUUAAAAGACUUGUUUCAAAUGUUUUAACAAACACAAAGAAAUUAUUUAGAUAUACCAUACAUAACGGCCAGAUUUUCGAACAGGUAGCAACAAACCCUCCGGUUAUGGCUGCGUUGAUGAUGGUUAGAGAUAUAAAACCACGUAACGACGGGAACGAAGAACAUGAAAAACAGGAUACUGGUCGGGUUAUUCGAGACAUUAAAAACGUGUAUCCUGAAGUUAUUGAUUUAUUUAGAGGAGUUAAUGAUUCAAUUUCAAAACAUUCUAUAACCCUCGAUGAAGAGAAUAAAUUAACAGAUUAUAUAUUCGUCAUUAUUGCAGAAUUAAUGAAGAGAAUAAAUGAAAAAGGAAUUGGUGAUAUCAUUAAUGUCAGCAAUGUAAUGAUGAAAAGAAAUUUUGACUCAUUAUUUACAGAACCGAAAACAGAAUAUAGUCUUUAUGACGUAAUUACCGAAUUAAUGAAAAAGAUUAAUGAUAAUAAGAGUUCUGGCGGAAGAGUUGAAUUAGAAGUGAAUGAUAUUAAUGAGAAAUUAGCCGAAAAAGCAGACAAAGAUGAACUCGAAGCAAUGAACAAAGUUUUGAAAUCUCAUAAACACAACAUCUCCGAUAUAAAUGAACUUCAAGCUACAUUAGAUAAAAAAGCAGAUAAAACUUAUGUUAAUGAUGAGUUAGACCUUAAGGUAGAUAAGGAAUAUAUGGCUAGUGUGUUAGAGAAGAAGGUAGAUAAGGAAUAUGUUGAUGAAAAAGAUAAUGAAAUUAAAGAAAUGGUUGAAUGGUAUCAUGAAUGGACAUCGAAGAUUUUAAAAACUAAAGCUGAUACAGGAUGGAUUUCAGGAUGUUUAGACCUUAAAGUGGAUAAAACUUAUGUUAAUGAUGAGUUAGAUAAGAAAGCUGAUAAAGAACAUACACAUAAAUCCUUCACUAUUGUUAGAGCAGACGACAUAAUAUUGAACUAUACCCUUGGUUCAAGUGCACCUUUAGAGAAUCCAAGUACAAGCGUAAAAGAUACACUAAACAAUUUAGAUAACAGAUGUAUGAACAUUGAAGGUCAUGCCAGAAACUUUGAAGCAUAUGAACUACCAGCAAUGUUAGAUAAGAAAGCUGACAAAACAGAGCUUCAAACAAUGAAGACUGAAAUACUUCAAACAUUAUAUCCUAUAGGUUCUAUUUAUACGUCAAUGAACUCAACAAAUCCAGAAACGGUUUUAGGUUUUGGUGCAUGGGAACAGAUUGUAGAUAAAUUCUUAUACUGUGCAAACUCUUCAAAGCAAACAGGGGGUUCGAAGAAAAUUACUGAAGCAAACCUUCCACCGCACACUCAUACAGGAACGACAAACACAACAGGUAGUCAUUCGCAUUCAAUAACAAAAAGAGGUUUUACAAAUCUUGCAGCAGGUUCGGAUAGACAGGGAAUGCAUAGAUAUGAUAUUUCAAGUGACCCAGUAGAUUCAAGCGCGGGUAUUUUCUGUGGAACCACGGGAAAUCAUUCACACACUUUCACAACAAAUCCAACAGGCUCGGGCGAAGAUUAUAUGCCACCAUUUGUGACUAUAUUCGCAUGGUACCGCACAGCUUAA
Trichomonas vaginalis G3 is the source of this 1638-nucleotide messenger RNA. Its product is annotated as keratin-associated protein family. The coding region runs from base 1 to 1638 and encodes 545 amino acids. NCBI's taxonomy places the organism in Eukaryota, Parabasalia, Trichomonadida, Trichomonadidae. The transcript has a single exon. The record is from RefSeq and is a predicted model, not a curated record.